Molecule: messenger RNA, 3507 nt
Organism: Monomorium pharaonis (pharaoh ant)
Lineage: Eukaryota; Metazoa; Arthropoda; Insecta; Hymenoptera; Formicidae
Product: protein DENND6A
Exons: 11
Coding region: 803-2533 (576 amino acids)
Cellular component (GO): recycling endosome
Molecular function (GO): guanyl-nucleotide exchange factor activity
Source: RefSeq, a predicted model, not a curated record
CCGCAAAUUCUUUUUCUGAGUUUUUUUUGGACCACUUUCUCAAGUAGCGCUGCCCUCAGCUCAGAGCUCAGUGACACCACCAAUCACUUUCUCGCUGGUGAGUGCCUACCUGCUGGAGUUGAGUAAUGUAAUUCAUCACAGAGAGGAACAAAGCGGCUUUUCGGGAAGGAUUCGUCUAACCUUAUCGAGCAAGCGCGAGACGAAUACAAUGAGGCCAAUUCUUUGAAUGCUACGGAUUGUCACAGAGAGGUUAUAAACAUCUGGUCGCCUGGUAUCCGAACGCUAUGAAGACUCCCUUCGACGGAGCGAGGAUUGUCGUCCGGAGACGGGAAACAUAUGGAGGUUUCAACAGUGUCGUGUGCACAGCCAAGCGCAUUGAUAGGAGUAAACGCACCGUGCGCGUAGCGUUAAGCGUGUCUACGUCUGGCUGGAUCAGCCUUUGACUCGGCCUCUCACAAGCGAAAGGCUCUACUCAACUCCUGGAGAACGACAUAUAAUUUAAUUUUUCUCAAGUAUUGCCAAACAGGGUAUAGAAUUUCCUGAGACUAGCCGUAAUCAUAGAGGAUGUUUGAGAAUUAGAAGAAUUUUAUAGUUGACGCAUAUAUCGACUAAUAUAUGCACAUAAUCAAUCAGAAUCUUUAUAAUGUGAUCUAUUAUUAACAUGACAUAAUCGUUAGUCAAUUGUUAGUGCAAGUGUUAUGGGGUUGAAGAUAAUCAUGUUGUACAAUAAUAAAUGACACUCAUAUAUUAGUAAUACAAGAUACAAGUGAUUAGACUAGUGAAAUAGGUAGAAAAGAGAACAAUGUCAGUUCCCUCUUGCUCAACAAGUAAAGGACUGAAUAAUGAGGUUAUUGAGGAGAAAGUAGCAUAUGAAAAAUGGGAACGUUUUAGCAACUGGGUGCAUUGUAUAUGCAUCGUUACUUUUGAUCUUGAAUUGGGUCAAGCUAUAGAGGCAAUUUAUCCAAAUCAUGUUAAAUUAUCGGAGCAAGAGAGAUCCAAUGUCUGUUACUUAGCCUUUCCCGAUUCCAAUUCUGGAUGUAUGGGAGAUACUCAGUACCAUGUUAGAAUACGACAAAGUGGCAAAAUGAUACAGGAAACUAGCGCUCUUAAAGAAUACGACAGGAAAUCACCUUCUUUUUUACAAACUGAUAGAGAUUAUUAUUGGGGAUACGUAUAUUUCCGACAAGUGAAAGAUAAAUCUUUGCCAAGAGGAUAUUUUCAAAAGAGUGUUGUCAUAAUUACGAAACUGCCAUUCGUCAAUCUGUUUGGUGAAUUAUGUGCUUUAAUUGCACCAGAAUUUUUCGAGGCUGGAACAGCACUUAUGGAAGCUGUAGUGCGCGAGAUUGAUCAUUGGCCUCCUCCAAUUCCAGGCCAGAUAGUUCAUUUACCUCUUAUCGGAGUUUUAUUUCAGACAUAUAUCCCGAAUCAAAAUUAUAAAGCUGCUGUUCCAUCUAUCACUGCUGUCGAGCAUGCACCAAACGCACAUGCGAUGCGAAGGCUGAUGCUGACAUCAGCUUACGAAGGCGACAUGUUUCGAAGUUUAGCUAGCGUUGUUAGCUACGUACAUUUACUGUGGGAACUGGUGCUUCUUAGCGAACCGAUUGUUGUGAUGGCAGGCUCGCCGACUACAUGUUCCGAGAUGGUUCAAGCACUUAUAGCCAUGAUCGCGCCAUUGAAGUAUUGCACUGAUCAUCGCCCGUACUUCACUAUUCACGAUUCGGAAUUUAAGGAAUAUACCACAGAUUCUCCGGCGCCGCCCGCUGUGAUUCUGGGUGUGACAAAUCCAUUCUUCGCAAAGACUCUGCAACAUUGGCCGCAUAUUAUUCGAAUAAGCAAUGGCAAUAACAAUGAAGAUCAGAAAUAUAAAAUCAAAAGAUCUGAAAAUCUGAAGGUGCUGGACUCGAAGCCUGGUGUUUACACUCAGUACAAGCCUUUUCUGCAGAAGGAUAAAACUAUACUGAAGAAAUUGUUCAGAGGUAUUCAGACAAAACGGCCGGGCGAAGUACAGACUGCGCUCUUGAAACGUCACCUAAUAGAGCUAACGGAAAGUUUCAUGAUUCCGCUUGAAAGAUACAUCGCGACUCUCAUGCCACUGCAAAAGAACAUAUCACCUUUUAAAGCAACUCCUACACCACAAAUGUUCAAUCCGGAUGACUUCCUAGCUAGCUUAAGUAGCUCAGGACCUCAAUUAACUACAGGUAUAAAAGGAGAUUGGGUAGGACUGUACAAACGAUUCUUUCGAUCGCCAAAUUUCUCUGGAUGGUUCCACACAAGAUAUACGGAGCUCAGUCAGCAAUUGCAAGUUAAACAAUUGGAAAAAUUAUCGCAGGCAGAUUUGAAAACGUGGGUGCAAGGGAAACAAGAAGUGGAAGUGGUCGAUAUGAUUCUUAGAAUUCGCCAAAAGUUGGAGAGAAGCUGCAUUGAUGACGUACCAAUCGAUAAUUCGAUAAGAGAGAAAUUGCGAGAGAGAAUAAGUGACAUUACACAUGUAUUGCCAGAUGAUUUAAAGGUAAUUUUGAAACACGAAUCUUGACAGUACGAGUACGUUAUUAAUUAUAAAACUCGCUAGCAUUAUAUUUAUUUCUAAGAGCCGGGAUUUAAGUCAACUCAAAAAGACGUAAUAUGUAAGAUAAAUUAAAUACUUUACUCCUUUCUUAUUUAUAAACGUAAACAAAUGCAAUUGUCACGUAAUUUGGGUAUACGAUAAAUUACCUUAUUUUAAGAGAUUGCUAUUAUACGUAUUUUAAACUAUAACUCAAAAUACUCGCUACAAACGGGUUAAUGAAAUAAAUCUAUUGUACAUAUAACAAAUUAAUCGUGAAAACAUCUUACAUAUUUAAGCCUAUUGCUUAACCCUUUGAGUACGGAACAAUAUGUUCUAUGUAAGUGGAACUCAGCUGGUGUUGACAAAUAUGAAGUUUUUUUCGAGUUUAGGUAUCAAAAGAUUGCACGACAUAUAACUAAAUUUAUUAAAAUACUUGCCUUUUUGUAUAUUAUUAUUUAUUUAAAUUUGUAUUGUUAUAAAUUUAUAUUUGUAUAUAAAUUACUUCAUGAAUAAAUUAAAUAGGAAAAUGCGUUAAACGCUUACGAUAUCUAUACGCCGACGAUACUCAAAGGGCUGAGUAUAUAUUUCAAUGUUUUUAUACUCGGCAGAUGAUAGAUAUUUAUGUGAUUUUACUUAUUUUGCUGUUAUUUUGACUGAUUGUAAUACUACUUGAUUUCUUUCAUAAUGCCAACUCCAAUAGCUUCCAUCUUCUACUCGACCAAAUCAUUCCGAUUAGUGAUUUAUAUAUGCAACGAUUAUUUUUUAUCAUUAUACCAUAAGUACCGUAAAUACUCUAGUUGGAGCAAUGAGCGAUAACAAUAAUAAUCUCAUGAAAAUAAGCGUAAUUUCAGCUCAAGUGGAAUGUAUUAAAAUGUUAAGCGAUGUGUAUAUACGUUUUUGAGAUCUGUAAAUAUUGGUACAAAAAACAAUACGUAUAAUAAAAAUUUAUUUUAAUAUAUAUA